CGCUGACUGGCCUGGACUGGCUGGCAAGCAUCGAACAUCUCGGCAGAAGCGUCAAAAGUUAGUGCUGCUAUAGCAUAUGCGUGGUGCGGGUCGUGAUUUCUAUGCUGCUCCGUUUGACGUUUUUGUGAUUCUUCUGUGCAUCUGAGCAAAGGAGGCGCAUAGUGAAUUUUGGUGGACCGCAAAGAAUUCCGUCUGUUGGCUUUGGAUGUGUUUUGUGCGUUAUUUAAUUGUCCUGUUGUCAUUUUGAAGAUCGUGAAUUUUCUCUAACAUGAACGGAUCAACAUAGUGGUAAAACAUAAAAAGGUAAAACAUAGUGGAACUCGAGAAUAAUACAACACAACGGCAUUGUCGAAUUGAAAUUCAUACCCAAUCAGUGUGCAAUCGAACCAGAGAAAAUUAUAAACCAUAGUGAUAGCAUGAUUAAAUGCAAUGAAUUUGAAUACAUUCGUCAUCAACAAUUCGAGUAAAUGUUCGAUGGCGUGAAUUCAAACGAAUAAGAGUGAAACAGUGAAUUUGUGUGUAACGUGAAUUGAACGGAUUUUUUUUUCGAAAUAGAAAUUGCACCCGAAAUAAUGAUUGUGUUGACGAUGGUUCUGUGAGGAGUCCCGCGUGACUCGCCAGUGUCCCGUUCAGGAUCAGGUGCACACAAGUAUGAUAAAGUGGUCCCAAGAAUCUGUUUCGCACGGUCGCACGGAAGAGCGAAUGAUUGCAGAUUGCAUUGCAUUCAAUGUGAUAAUCAUCGAGAGAGUAAUUUGAUUGCAACCAAUAACGGAUUAUCCCUUAGCGGAGACGAGGAUUGCUCUCUGCCCAGUGAAUUCGGUGUUGAUCCGGGUUACAGGCUCAGGUACGGAAACCGAAAGCCUCGUGGUACGAAUCUACCGGAUCAGUGGCAAUGCCGAACUGAAGCAGAACUGUGCGCACUGGGACCGGGAUUACAGGCGAAAUUUUUGCCAACAUUAUAAGGACGCACAUCAACCGAAGAUAAAAACCCCGUCCGCAUAUGGCACCCGUCAACCGAAUGUCGCCCUUGGUCGGAAGCGAGAAGAAACAACAGCAUCUCGGAAAGAAUCGGAAAGCAAGAAGAAGCUAAGGAACAUCUCCCGACUGCACUGUCGAAGGGGAAACUGAACCUCAAGGAUAGCUAGUCCUCGCCGGUUCCGUCAAUUGUAACAUCAUAAAUUUGAAUAUAAAAGCGCUCAGGAAUCGCUUUCAGCUUGCGCUGCACAGCAGAGUUGUAAACUAAUUACAUAAUUGAAGAAUACUUACUUUGUUGGUAGGUACUGAGCCAGAGAAAGUGUGAAAAAGGAUUUCCCGUGAUUUAGUGCUGGCUGGUGAAAGUUGUUGGAACAAAUCUUGGCGAGUCGAAAAGUCAACCAGAACGGAAUGCAAAUGGGACGAGAAUAAACUAUCAAAGAUUAUGGAAAAGAAGUACAAAAGCAAUUAAAGGAAUUGGAUUUUUUCGCUGUCUUCGAAGGGAAUUCAAGAAAGAUUCGACCCCUUUCUUACGGGGUUUGUUUGGUAAAAGUCAAGACAGUGAAGCACGUGCUCGAGUUGUCGAACGGAAAACAGCGCAUCGACAGCACAAUUAGAAGCAGUCCGGGAGCUUAGGAGGAAGGCACAGAAAUUAUGUGAUUUGCUGCCAUCGAACCUGACGACGGGAGCAAAACAAAAAAGCGCAGGAAGACAAUCACGGCGCACUUGAACAAAUUGAAAACAACGGUUGGACCUUUUUGUCCCCUUGGGACGAGAAAUCUUCCUUCCCGAAACUGUAGCAGAAUGAAAUGACUAUUGGUGGUGAUUAAUUUUUGAUAUCGAACUGUUUGAGCGAGUGGAAAAUUGAAAAGAUUGCUUGCCGAAAAGGAAAGGUGCGAAGAAAAACUGAGAAAUCGCUAACUCGUGUAAAUAUUUGAAAACCCUCGUGUUCCCAAGCGAAAAGAAAAGGACAAUCAACAAAGACCGGAAUGAAGCGUCUUCCGCCGGGAACAAUAGUCUCGGUUCUAAUCGCGGCUGCGAUUAUCAGCAAAGUAAAAGCGAUGGAAUAUCCGAAAAUAACGGAACACCCACUGGAUGUGAUUGUGCCGAGGCAUGAGCCAACAACUCUCAACUGCAAAGCCGAUGGCAUUCCGAUGCCCACCAUCACCUGGUACAAGGACGGGGAAUCGAUCAAAGCGGAACAGGGCUCGCACAAAAUCCUGCUUCCUGCCGGAGGGUUGUUCUUCCUGAAGGUCGUGCACUCACGUCGCGAAAGCGACGCCGGAGUUUACUGGUGCGAGGCUCGCAACGAGCUCGGCGUGGCCCGAAGCCGAAAUGCAACGCUGCAGGUGUCAGUACUACGCGAAGAAUUUCGACUGGAGCCGCAGAAUACGCGGGUGGCGCAAGGUGAGACCGCCCUCCUCGAAUGUGGACCACCGAAGGGCUAUCCGGAGCCGGUCAUUUUCUGGCGAAAAAAUGGACAGACCAUGGAUUUGAGUGGAUCGAAACGAAUCCGUAUCGUGGACGGUGGCAAUCUGGCCAUCCAGGAUGCACGGCAAUCCGAUGACGGCCGGUACCAGUGUGUGGCGAAGAACGUCGUCGGCAUCCGAGAAUCGACGGUCGCCUUUCUCCGGGUGCACGUGAAACCAUUCCUGAUACGAGGCCCGCAAAACCAGACGGCUGUGGCCGGCAGCUCGGUGGUAUUCCAGUGUCGCGUCGGCGGUGAACCAGUUCCGGACGUCCUGUGGCGACGCUCGGCAUCCGGUGGCAAUAUGCCUUUAGGUCGAGUGCAUGUCCUGGAGGAUCGUAGCUUGCGCAUCGAUGACAUCACCGUAGAGGAUAUGGGCGAGUACAGUUGCGAGGCUGACAAUGCUGUCGGCUCGAUAACGGCUUCAGGCAAUCUGAUCGUUCACUCUCCUCCAAGUUUCAUCGUUCGACCGAAGCAUCAGAUCGUGGAGUUGGGUUCGGAAGCACUAUUCGAGUGCCAAUCCGUCGGUCAUCCUCAUCCUACACUGUUUUGGUCACUGGAAGGUAAUCGAAGUUUACUGUUUCCGGAGACACGUUUCGGAAACAUUGAAGUGACAGAAAAUGCCGAUGGUACUAGCGUUCUGUCGGUUUCCAACAUAGAUCGAACCGACAACGGGAAGGUCAUCGUUUGCAGUGCAGUGAAUAGUGUAGGAAGCGUCAGCACUCGAGUGGUGCUCAGUGUGAAUCUUCAAGAUGAUCGACCACCUCCGUUGAUUCUUCAAGGACCUGUCAAUCAGACGCUUCCCAUUAAAUCAGUGGCUAUCCUCGCCUGUAAAGCCUCCGGAACACCAACACCAGUAAUUUCCUGGUACCGGGAUGGGAUCCCCAUUCUAACAACUUCCCGGGUUAACAUCAGUGACUCAGGAACGCUAACCAUUUCCGAUCUGAACAAAAACGAUGACAGCGGACUGUACACCUGUGUUGCCAGCAGUAAAUCAGGUAAAUCAACGUGGAGUGCAGCGCUGCGCCUGGAUUCUCCAACCAAUCCCAAUAUCAAGUUUUACCGUGCACCGGAGGCGUCUACCUUUCCCGGUUCACCGGGAAAACCUCAGCUAACGGAUCUCUCCGAAAACAGUGCUACCAUUUCGUGGGUUCGCAGCAACGCCGUCGGGGCUUCCAGUUUGGUUGGCUACACGGUGGAAAUGUUCGGCCGAAAUGCUACCGAUGGAUGGGUUGAAGUUGCCAGCAAAGUGCAGGAUACCUCCUACACCCAGCGUGGCCUUGGUCCGGGCGUGACGUAUUAUUUCGUGGUGCGAGCGGAGAAUUCACACGGUCUUUCGCUGCCCAGUGCGAUAUCGGAACCGAUCAUGAUUGGAAUGAACGAGUUAAAUUCUGGUCUGGAUAUGAGCGAAGCUCGAGCCAGUCUUCUGUCUGGAGACGUCGUAGAGCUGAUCAACGCUACUUCGGUGGACUCUACAACGAUUAAGUUGGUUUGGGAGAUCAUCAACGACAAGUACGUUGAAGGAUUCUACAUCUACGCGCGCAAUCUGCAGGAAGAAUCCGAACGAUCGUACAAAAUGCUAACGGUGCUGAAUGCUGGCAGUGUGUCAAGUUGUACUGUUAGCGGGUUGCAUAAGUUCACGGAGUACGAGUUUUUCAUUGUUCCCUUCUAUAGGACAGUCGAAGGGAAACCGUCGAACUCGAGGCUGUCCAAAACGUUGGAGGAUGUUCCGACAGCCCCGCCAACUGCGAUGGAAGCUUUGCUGUUGAACUCAUCGGCCGUCUAUCUCAAGUGGAAGUCACCUCCAGCGAACUCAAUCAAUGGUAUUCUACAAACCUACCAUGUGAUCGUGCGAGGACUUGACGUUCGUUCGAAUUUCACCAAAAUCUUGAGCAAUGUGACGAUCGAUGCCAGUUCACCGAAUCUGCUGCUGGCCAAUUUAACCGAGGGUGUCACGUACACCGUAAGUAUCGCCGCGGCAACGACGGCCGGAAUGGGACCGUUCAGUAGUCCGGCUACCCUGCGGUUGGAUCCCGUGACGAAACAGUUGGAUCAAACAUCGCAUCGCUAUCCGAUCAAUCAUGACAAUGCGGACGACAUUCUGACGAAACCGUGGUUCAUCGCCGUCCUCGGGACGAUUCUGGCACUGAUGAUGCUUUCCUUCGGGGCGAUGGUGUUUGUCAAGCGGAAACAGAUGAUGAUGAAACAGUCGGCACUGGCAGCAUUGAGAGGCCAUCAUGGGACCGGCGUUCUGAAGUUCCCUUCGCUUCCGCAAGGUAACGAUGCCUACUGGACCGAUCCAUCGGCGAUACUGUGGCGUCAUCCGAGUCGACCGAAAGAUCACAUUCAAGAUUACGCACCGGUUUGCAACGGAAAUGGUCUACCAUCGGAGCAAAACAACCGAAACCGCUACGUCGGCAUCGAUUACACCGAAUAUCCAACCGAUUAUGCCGAGGUGUCAUCGUUCAAUCCGAAUGCUCCGAACAAUAACAACACGACGACGGGAACGGUCGCCGGCAAGACACCGUCCGAGUACAGUGGAACCCGUUCGCCGGCUCCGUACGCAACGACCACUUUGAUAGGCAAUUCAAGAUUUAUUACAACCUCCGCGAACGGUACCGUAAGCAGCAUUCAUCAUCAGCAAACACCCUACGGCAGCAUGUACUACAACACCGAUUCUUAUCCACCGAUGGUGGUCACCAGCGGAGGAGGGUCCAGCAAUGGGAACGCCGAAAACGGUGGUCUUCUGUUGGGGGGCUCCAACAAUUACGGUCGCAACAUGUACUCGGACUCAUAUUUCAAUCCAGGCGAGAAAAUCAAUAUCACCGAGAAUAAGCUGGCUUCGUUGAACAACAAUAGCACAAGUAAUGGCGGCUAUCAGUUGGUACCGAAUCACAGCGGAAGCAGUGCCAGUAGCAGUAGCAGCAGUGGUGGCGGGAUGGUGGUGGGAGCUCGUCCCGAAACGAACAAAACCUUCAAUCCCAGCAGUCAGUCGGUUCCGCAGACACCGUUCGGGACGAUAAGAAAAAAUCGCUUCAAAUUAGCCCGAACUCCAAUCAAUAACCUGAGGAUUAGCUUUGGAACGGCUGACCGGGCCAACUCCGGCAGUCCGGCAGAGGAUGCUGGAAGUGAGUAUGGUAAUCAACACCAGCAGCAACAAUCACAGCACAGCCAGAAGAAGAAAAUGUCCUCGCUCAAUAAUUUAGGAGCGCAGGAGCAGCUGUACAUAAAGAUAGGGGACACGAAUCCGAACAAUGCCAACAGUUGGAAUGGUCAUUUGGCCAAUAUUUACCAAAACUCCGGUCGAUCCAGACCGCUGGCCGAAGCCGGGGACGGGAAUGACAGAGAGGGUGAAGCCGUCUACCAUCCGACCGGUAACCGCAGUGUCAUUAGCUAUCGGUCCGCCUCCGAGUUCGGUGAUAACGUCUGAGAGAUGCGUGGCUGCUGAGAGUUGACUAUUUAUAAUAACUUAUUCUGACGCCGACGCCGGCGACACAGAAUCGACGAAAGACUGAGUGUGGAAAUUUAAAUGGGUUGCGUGGUGGGUGGCAGCAUGGAGGCAGGCAGACAGACAAACAGACAGACAGGUGUGCGUACGAGGCAAUCGGAUUUGUUUUCACUGAUGUCCUUCCAACCCAAACCCAAAACUGGAGAGGGUUUGAGAGGUAGCCAGUCAGUCUAGGUUAGGCCACCCGCAGUAGUAGUAGUAGUAGUAGAUAGUAGAAGGUGAAUUGUCGUUCGUUGUUUUCUUUGGCCAUACUCUCUGUACACCUGUAAAUAAUGGAUGGAUGACCGCUCUCUGCUGCCGUGUGCGGCGCUGGGAAUGGUUUAGCUGACGAUGUACAUUGAAUAUCACAUCAGAUUGAAGCGAAAUCGAUGUAGGCGACUAUAAAGCAAGACUGAUCGCAGUACUUCCAUUCGGAAAAGGUAGAAUUGUUGAAAAGGAAUCUGAGAAUAUGUAGGGCGACGGAAGGUGUCAAAAAGGGGCUACGAUUCACUGCUGAGUCCGUAUUUUUCUUGUCGGCUCAUGGAGGAGACUCACGGUUGAUUGUGGUCGGAUUGAGAUAUUUAUAUUUCCUAGCACACUUUGUGCUAGCGAACAUCCUAAUCAAGUAAAAACAAAAUCAAAUGUUAGCUACUCAUUCAUAUCAGGAGCAGCAUUGAGUGUGAAUCUAGUGAUCGAAUAGUAGCGUAAAACAAUCUAAUACUAAUACUCAAUAAAACGAUGCGAACAUUUUCUAGGCUAGCCGGUCGAACACGACACUGUAAAUAAUCGAUGAUUUAUCGCCAUAAAUCGAAACAACUGCUUGUUAACAAAACCACCUACGUUGAAAUGUUCAAAAUUCCUACUUUACCUACUCAGCGAUUAUACGAUGUUACAUGAAUUGUGCUUGAAAGAAACAAAUAACAAAAAAACUUUGGGUUUCGCGUUACUACUAUCACAAAAACUAUCACAGAGAAGUUUAGAAGUAUUAUCCUUUUUCUACUUGUAGCAUUGUAGUUAAAUUUAAAUUAUCACCUGUUCGUACGAGGGAAAGAGAGAGAGAGAUAGAGAUAGAGUAUGUGUAAGCGAAUGUGAAAGCGAAAGCGAAAAAGCAAUAAAGCAGGAAAUUUUUUGGAAUAUUCACGCUCGACAGUCGGUGAUGAAGAGUGAUACCGUGGCUACGUUGUAACUGAACUAAAAAGAAAAAUUACUAAAAUCUAAACUGAGACGGUGGUCCGGAGCUUGUAAUUCAACUUGGCCAGUUCCGGUACUGUAACUAAGACGAAGUAUUGGACGCAUCAUAAAAUAAACAGCUGUUAAUUCGAUUGAAUUCAAUGUACCAUUAACCGUCCGUGCGCGUAAGAAUAUCGUUUAUAUCGAUGGAACGCAAAUAAAGUAAAAAAUAUAUAUUACAUAAACGAACAUACGGAGAACAAAUAAAGUGCUGAUUGCUUUCGAUGGCCUUGUAAAUAUUUCCCGAUGUGAGAUGCCAACUUCAGAUUAUGUGCGUAACUGUAAGCUGUAUCAUAUAGAUGGACGAAUAAAGUAAUAAGAAAACUAUGGAAAA
Molecule: messenger RNA, 7491 nt
Organism: Malaya genurostris
Lineage: Eukaryota; Metazoa; Arthropoda; Insecta; Diptera; Culicidae
Product: roundabout homolog 2-like
Exons: 14
Coding region: 1962-5870 (1302 amino acids)
Biological process (GO): cell-cell adhesion; axon guidance
Cellular component (GO): axon; plasma membrane
Molecular function (GO): protein binding
Source: RefSeq, a predicted model, not a curated record